Molecule: messenger RNA, 1091 nt
Organism: Brassicogethes aeneus
Lineage: Eukaryota; Metazoa; Arthropoda; Insecta; Coleoptera; Nitidulidae
Source: the annotation of a GenBank genome assembly
CCGUUUUAAGUUAAAACAUAAGUUUAACCAUAGAAAUGUAUAUGUAUAUUCAAGAUAUAAUGAGCUGGCCAAAUAGUUUUUAAAUAAGCUAAAGGCCAUCCCCCCUGAAGAAACGGAGACGUUUUUUCAGACCAAAGAAGAAGAAGAAGAAGAACCAUAGAAAAAGGAUAACCUCAUUUUUUCAUUAAGAUUAUAUUCUUUUUCUAAGGUUAAAAAUUUAAAAACAAUAAGAAAAUGACAAUAGAUCACAAAAGAAUAAAUGGCCCAGAAGAAACUAUUCCUUAUGAGUUAUUUCAAAAAUUAAAUACCAAAUCAUUAACAACACAAUUCAAUGAAUGUUCCAAAGAUGGUAUUAGAAAAGACAAAAGAAAAACUGAUGAGCAUAGAAAAAUUUUUAUUACGACUGGGGUUGUAAGCCAAGCCAAAGGAUCAUCUUAUAUUGAAUUGGGCAAUACAAAAGUCAUAGUUUCAGUUUUUGAUCCCAGAGAAAUUCCCAACAGAACAGAUUAUAGUUUAAAAGGAGAAAUUGAUUGUGAAUUUAAAUUUGCACCAUUCAGCUGUCCCAAAAGAAAGCUUCAACAACAAGAUUCUGAAGAAAAACAUUAUAGUGCAAUAAUGAAACAAGCUUUGGAAUCUGCAGUUUGCAGACAUGAAUUUCCAAAUUUCCAAGUUGAUAUUUAUGCUUUAGUUUUACAUAAUGGAGGCUCUGCAUUAAGUGCAGCUAUUAUAGCAGCAGGAUUAGCUUUAUCACAUGCUGGAGUUCCAAUGUAUGAUUUAAUAACAUCUGUAACUUUGGGGCUACAAAAUGGUGAAAAACUUGUUGAUCUUACUUUAGAAGAAGAGACUUUAUGUUUAUCACCAAUUGCUGAUAGCAAAAGUCAUGGGAUUGUUGUUUUGUCUCUACUUUCAACACAUGAACAGGUUUCUCAGUUUUUUCAAACUGGUAAUUUAACAUUAGAAGAUGUUGUAGAAUGUACUCAUCUGCUAACCAAGGCAUGUAAGGAUAUUGUUCCACUUAUACAAAAAACCUUAGCUAAACAUGUUGUAAAAAAUGUAAAAGAAAGUAUUUAAAAUUAAAUAUUAGUAGUACA